Anopheles funestus (African malaria mosquito) is the source of this 4042-nucleotide messenger RNA. RefSeq lists its product as uncharacterized. NCBI's taxonomy places the organism in Eukaryota, Metazoa, Arthropoda, Insecta, Diptera, Culicidae. The record is from RefSeq and is a predicted model, not a curated record. The transcript is spliced from 6 exons. The coding region runs from base 1859 to 3763 and encodes 634 amino acids.
UCGAUAUGAUUAUGAAACUCCCUUCGUCGAAGGGUUCCGUUUCGCGCGUCAGUUUCUCUCUGGCAGCCGUGCAAAUACAAUAUGGAAAAUGUGGCAAACUGCAAGCAUUAAAAUAAACGGCCUGACCGUUCUAACGUGCAUCGACAAAAGGAUUGUGAUCAUGGCUACACGUGGAACUUUAAUCUAACUAGUUACCGGAUUCAGGAACGUUUGGGUACGAAAACAAUUCCGACAGUAAGUUUACCAAAAUAGUGAUCUAUCUACCGCAAAAACACUGUGUUGUAAACCAAAUGCAAAAUGAUUAAACAGUGGGGAAAAAUCGAUUGUGUGACAAGUGUAAUGUGCAAUGUGCAUCAAAAAGCAAACCACAACACACAAAAACCAUUCUGCAAAACGAACGCGCGCGUAUUUCAAGUUAACGAAAGAAGACGAAAAAAAGUCGUACACGGAGUGAAAAUUGAUUUUCCUUCUUAUCAGUGGACGCGCCGGGGAAAGUGUAGCAUUCUUUCUCCCUGUUUUUCCUUUCUCUCUCUCUCUCUCUCUCUUUCUCUUUUUUGCUCCAAUACAAUCACACACUGUUUCGCUUGCUGCGAAAGGAGUUAUGCUACGAUGUGCGUGUGUUAUGUUGUAAAAAAGCGACCAAGAAUUAACAGUGAGGUGGCCUUUUUUUUGUGUAUGCUUCUUUUUACAUUGACACUAUAGUGAAUGUUGCCCCCCUUUGUUACUAACACACACACACACACAGCAAACCUUUCAACGAAAAUUGCUUCCAGGAGAAAUGUCUCGGUUGAUCGGAACCAUAAAAUGAUGAAUGAAAAAAGUUAUUGUAUUGCUCCCGUUGCACUACACGAUUCCAUAAUCGAUAAAGUUUAGACGGUUUCAGGAUGGGUAGACCGUUCCGUCAAAAACCCUCCCUUGCCUUUUUGCUUGCGUCUGGGACUAACAAAACGUGCCGUUGUGGUUUGCGCGAGUAGGCACACACCGGAGAGUGCGAGAGUUUCAGUUGCGUGGUUCUGUGUGUGAGCAUGUAUGUGUGUGUGUGUUUAUGGAAAAGUUUUCGGCUAGCCCGAACUAGGCGUCGCCAUCGACAUGGGAAGGUCAGUACGGCGGCUCGCUGGAUCGUUCGGACACAACAUACUGGGGAGCUGGGAGAGUUGCGUCAGUGUAAAGGAAAACCAGUGCUGGAACGGAAACCGAAUGGAACAGUCUAACUAACGGACUUUUAAUAAUCCUUUGUUAAGUAGUCACUAUUUAUAACAUUUGUAAUAUUAGUGACACUUAUUUCAGUGUUUUUCUUCGUUAGAUUUUUGUAAACCAAAAAAAAAGCCUCUUCGAAGUGAGAAUAUGCACAGUCAACUAAAAGUGUAUCGUAUGUUGAUCGCUACGAUCAACUACUAAACCAGUGUUUAAUCGGCACCCCUGCACGAAGUGCUCGAAUAUCGGUAGGCCCCGAUCAGCAAAAUCUGUUCUACGAUGUGAUUGUAUUGCCUGCCCGGCAAAAGACAGAGUUUCCCCAUCCGGAAAGCAUGGUAACCACCCAUUAACACUACUAUCCUGCUACGACACCGAUCGGUUGAUGCUUCCCGGAUGCGCCGUUAAGGCGCGACCCAUCUCACACCACCCGUCCGGGACCUUUCAAGCUUCCAUGCUGCGGGGGAAAGCUCUUUCGCCAUUUCUCCACCAUCAAACACACACACGCACGCACGGGUGGCCACUGUACCCGAAACGGUUAUAAAUAGUGCAUAAUUGGUUUAGUGCUUGGGCGUUAAGGGUAAAAAUAGCGCGCCGGCGCUUCCUUCCGGCUAAGGAAACGCGCAAUCGACGUGAGGACGACGUCAGAGCACCAGUAUAUACCAGUAUGGAUUGUUGCAGCAGUAGCAACUACGUAGACUACAGGCAUCAUUCGAUGAACGGCAACUACUGCUAUCCGUACUCGCCCAACAUGCUGCGCAGUGCGUCCCCGUACCCGUUGGCCAGCAGCGGCCGAUACGGUACGGACUAUCGAUCUUCUCCGCUCGGCUAUCACCAUCACGGUGGGUACGAUGGGUACGAUAAGUACUACGGCAGCUACCAUCAUGCAUCAUCGAGCUAUCAGACCGGUUACUAUGGUAACUAUCCGUCAUCCUAUCGUGACUAUGGAAGCUACGGGCAUUAUUACCAUCAGUCGCAAUCACCGUACGCACGUGGCGGAGGAUCUAGUGGAGCUGCACCACACGGGUACGGCGGAUCGGCCACUGGUGCUAGCUACCUGUACCCGGGACGACAUUAUCCAGCUUCCUCGGCUGCACUCGCUGCACAUCCCUUCGGUUCUCGCGAAUCGUCCUACUACCAUGCCCAGCGCGAACACCAUCAGCAGCAGCAGUAUUCGAGCUUUGCUAACUACGGCCAUCUACCACCGUACCGUAACGGUGUGGGUCCCGGUGCUACCCAUGAGCAUCCUGGUGGAAAAUCGCAUCACCAUCCACAGCAGCCAACGCAUCAGCAACCGUAUCCGCCACAGCAAACGUUCGCCGGAAGUCACAACGAGCGGGGCAUGACCGGUAGUGUGGGGAGUGAAGGUGGCACCACCACGACGAGCCAUCCAUCCCCACCGUCGUCGACCUUGUUCAGUGCGCAGAAUGGUUACUCGUCGCCGAGUUCCGAUUACACGCUGCCGACUUCAUCCUACAGCUCGGCUGAUAGUCCACAGCAUCCGCUAGCGGACGAAGGGGACACUCAAGCGCCCACCGCAACACCCACUCCAUCGACGGCUUUACUCGGUGCAACAGCAGCAGCAGCAGAGUUCCCGCACGGCACAAAGGACAACCGUAUGCGAAAGCCCAAAGAGCGCAAACUGCAUCGAGCGUACGGUGGUGGUGGAAAUGGUGGCAGUGGCCGUGGUAGCCGUACCAGCAGCCCUGCUCCAGCUGGCGUGAAUGGGUUAAGCGGGAGCAACGGUGCAGCUGCAGCGACAGGGAUGAAAUCACUGGAUGCACUUACAAAUCUGUGCUGGCCCGACGAAGAUCAGUUCUCAGGACGUAUGAGAAAAUACUCAACUGCCAAUGGAAUGAAAUCGAAAGAUGGAAGCAAUGGUAGAAAGGAAAGCAACGAAUUGGAAAACGCCACAGUAGCGUCCCCCAGCCGUAGUGCAGGUCCUGCUAGACGCACGAAAAAGCCAACCCCUACCAGCAGGCAACUGAAGGAAACGAAAUUAUCCGCCGAAAGCAGGGAGAAACAAACGAAUCGGGCCACACCGACAACACCUACGGUAGAAAACAAAAAUAUUACACCUCUGCCGGGCUUUCAGCAAGCAUUCGGCUCGACGGAAAUUGGCAAGUUCUCCGAGGUGUUCUUCAACAGUAGUCCAACGUCAGCGAACCAUAGUCCACCAGAACACCAUCACCACCACCACCACCACCACCAGCAGCAACAUCAUCACCAUCCGCUACAGCUCCAGGAACAUCAGCCCCAAACUCAACAGUCCCAGCAAGUACCUGCCCAGUCGCAUGGCACGAUGCAGCAGCUGGUGAUGGAAUCGCUCAAUGCGUACGAAUCCGAUGUCGAUACGCUUAGCCCAUCCCAGGCAUGGGAGACGAAUGGGAAUCCUGCGGUUGGUGAGACGUACGACAAUGGUGGACCGACGGGUACGAACGGCUACAACCUGCAGAUCGGAACUUCCUUCCAUCCGUCGUACUACGAAUCGUCGUCCUACUCCGACCAUGGUGUCGAUUCGCCGCUGGGCAACUAUUUUAGCGAAAUGACAUGCAACGAGUUUGUGAACUAGAGAAAUCGAUUAUCGGGAAAUAUCCCGGAAGGUAGCAACCAAGACUAGCCAGCCAGGUGCUGGAGGAGGUAAAAUGUCGGUAACAGGUAUGAUGAUGCUAGGUGACGAACUCAACACAGUCUCACACACAAAAUCAAUCAAAACCGGUUUUAUGCCAAAGGCAAAUCAACUAAUGGUGAAUUGAGCGGGAAAGUAUGUUAGCAUUUAAACAUAUUCUUCGGGGGUGUUGAAAAAACCUGCGACAUACGGGGUGUCAAACUCGAGGAUUGGCCGCCCCCC